This is a messenger RNA of Volvox carteri f. nagariensis, 2808 nucleotides long. RefSeq lists its product as uncharacterized. Gene Ontology annotation, biological process: mitochondrial RNA processing; chloroplast rRNA processing; regulation of mitochondrial mRNA stability. The coding region runs from base 1 to 2808 and encodes 935 amino acids. NCBI's taxonomy places the organism in Eukaryota, Viridiplantae, Chlorophyta, Chlorophyceae, Chlamydomonadales, Volvocaceae. Gene Ontology annotation, molecular function: RNA binding. Gene Ontology annotation, cellular component: ribonucleoprotein granule; mitochondrial matrix. The transcript is spliced from 10 exons. The record is from RefSeq and is a predicted model, not a curated record.
AUGGAAUGCACUGUUAUUCGCGAUGGCGGCGGCGGCGGCAGCGGCGGCGGCGCUGCAACUGACACAACCAGCCUGCAGCCGCCAGUCCUGCCGCUGUCCCCCCAAGUACGACCGUCUGUGUACGGCAGCGUCUUCCGUACACCACCUUCGUUCCUCCAGCCGCUGCUGAACGCCGUUGUCGCGGUCAGCACCGGUCGAUUGUCGUCGUUGCCGGCGGCGGCUGUCGCCUGGCUGUUGAGGGCCUUAUUAUCACUGGGGCAUAUGCCGCCGACGGCCUGGAUCCAGGAGGCGUACGACAGCUUGGCGGCUGGAGCGAGGGAGCUGCAUCCGAGUCAAGCGGCUAAUGCGUACCUGGCGAUUGCGGGCCUCGCCAUUGUCAGCCGUACGGCCCGCACAGGCGGCGGCAACAGCAGAGCUGAUGAUGCGAAAGAUGCCGCCGAGCUGGCAGUAUCGGCGUCGCCGCCGCCGCCGCCGCCGCCCAGUGCGCUGCUGACGGGGUUGUACGAGGCCCUGGCUCGUCCAGGCCCCUUCGGAGUUAUGGACCCACGGGUCGCUCUUGCCUGCCUGGAGGCCGCCGCCGCCGUCGAGUCUGCCGUUACAGCGCUGGCGGAGGCGCUCAUACGACGGGCAGCUGGGAUACAGCCGUCGGCGGCGGCGGCACCGCUGCUAGAUGAAACGACAGGCAGGAUGGGCGCGGUGCCUGAGGCGGAUGCUACAGCCGCCGCCGCGGCGGCGGCUGUAGCUCCAACUGGGGGAGCUCAUUUGGCAGCGGCGUCAGCGGCGGCGGCGACGCCGACGGCGACCACUGUCGUCAGCCCAGCAUUGGUAGUCGCUGCAGCUCGUGCGCUGGUGGCGGCAGCACGCCUUGAAAACCCUCCACGGCCCACCGCCGUACUGGACCUGGCGUCGUCGGCGCCGCUGCCGCCGCCGAUAGUUGCGGCGCUCAUUAGCGGAGUGGAAGGCCACCUGCCGUACCUAGAUGCCGUACAGAUAUCAUACUGUGUCACUGUCGUACAGCGGCUGGCGGCGAUGCAGUCGUCGGCCGGCUCUGCUGCCGCGGACUUGGUGCUGCGCUUCGCGCGCGGCCCCGCUGCAGCGGAGCUUGCGCGCAAGCUGCCGACGUUGCCGCCAGCGCGCCUGGCGGCGGCGGUGGCGGCGCUGCCGCCACCGCUGCGGCAGCCGCCGCCGGCGGAGGUGGCGGCAGCGGCGCAUGAGGCGCUGCGGCGCACGCUGGCGGCUGCAGACAGCGACGACUUGGCGGAGGUCCUCCGUCAGCUCAGCGCCGCAGACGCAUUGCCGUACUAUGGCUGGCAGGGCGCGCUGGCGGCGGCGACGAGCCAGCGGCUACGUGACGCCGCCGCGCUCAUAUCCUCGCAGGAGUUGUGUAACACGCUUUUCGUUCUGGCGGCUCUCAAUUACAGGCCCGGCUUUAGCUGGACCGCCGCCGCCGCGGCGGCGCUACAGCCUCGACUGUUGUCAUUGACGGCGCCGCAACUAACCAACGCACUCUGGACGCUUGCCAAGUUUGGCUACCGCCCUGAGCCCUCCUGGAGCACCCCUGCCGUACAGGCGCUACAGCUGCAGCUGCCGGCGCUACGGCCGCACCAGCUAAGCUACGGCCUGGGGUCGCUGCAGCGCAUGGGUUGCACCGUCAGUGCUGCCGUACUGGACGAGAUGCUGACGGUGGCCGCGGCGGAUCAGCUACGGCAGUAUCCGCCGGGGGAUUUGGUGCUACUGCUGAUGACGGUGGCGAGGUUGCGCCAUGUGCCCAGCUACAGCUUUACAGAAGCCGUGACGGAGCGGCUACGGCCGCACCUGACGGCAUCGCCGGCGAUGACAGCGGCGGCGUCGGCAGGCCUUGUUGAGCCGUUGGCGGCGGCAGCUGGUAACUCGGCGGUGGUGGCGGCGGCGCCGCCGCCGCCACCGCUGACGUGUCAAGAACUGGCCUCCGUCGGCUAUGCGCUGGCGAAACUGCAUUGCCGUCCCGAAGCCGACUGGAUGUCCGCCUUCAUGGACUGUUGCCUGGCGGUUAUGUACGACUUUACAACCGACCUUUUGGCGUCAUUGAUGUGGGCGCUAGGGGAGCUGGGGCAGGUCCCCAGCCCAGCUUGGAUGGGCGCCUUCCUGGCUGCGUCGCGACCCCGGCUGGGCGAAUUUGCAGCCCAAGAUUUGGUUUCGGUGCUGUCAAGUUUGGCGGCGCUCCGUUCACCUCCCCCGGCGGAUUGGCUGAGUGAGGCGCUGACGGUGCUCGGGGCGCGAGUGGGCGAGCUGGACGGCGAGGGAGUGACGGCGUUGCUCAAGGCCCUGGUGGAUCUUGACGCGCGAGUGAGCAACCCCGACUGGUACGACGCCUUAUGCGACCAGGUCGCCUCCUUCCUACCGCUGCUAUCGGCGCAAGGCCUGGUUGAUCUUGUAGCUUCAUUAGGCACCCUGGGACACACACCGAGACCAGAGUGGCUGGAGCGCUGCAGUUCCGCUGCAGUACGAGCACAUGCACAGGCCUUUUUCGCCGCCACCGCCGCCAAUCUCACCGUGAUGUCGCCGGAUCGAGUCACGGCCCUUGCAUCGGCGUUAGCAGGUGCCAAAGUGGCUCCGGAACCAGCCUGGCUCGACAGCCUCACGACUGCCGUACGCAAUGACGUCAUGUCGUAUACACUCGUGCAGCUGGAUGCACUCACACGCGCACUGGCUGUGUUCCAGGGACUGGUCCCCGAGCACGGCGCGGGGGGGGGGGUGAAACCACGAAACACAGCAGCCGCAAGCAGGGGAGAGGAGUGGGAGCACCAGCUGCCCCGACACCGGUCGUGA